Molecule: messenger RNA, 523 nt
Organism: Nezara viridula (southern green stink bug)
Lineage: Eukaryota; Metazoa; Arthropoda; Insecta; Hemiptera; Pentatomidae
Source: the annotation of a GenBank genome assembly
UGGACACACCUGAAGAGGGGUCUAUACUGCGGACUAUAUGUUUCGCCUGUGGCUAUCACUAAGGGACAGUCUAUUUGCUGCCUUAGACUACUACGACAGAUCUUUGCCACAUGUGGCCAGUGCAGACCUCGAGUUCCCACGUAAUUCACCUGCUAAAUUGGACCAGCAUGUUCCUCUUCAGGAGUCCUCCGGGUCCUGAAGUAGGGUCACCGAAUGGAAAAAAACUAGUCCUCAGGGUGUCGACACUUUAUCGGCGACCUGCUCACAUCUGGCUCAGCCCGCUCUGUGUCACAUAUCUCCAGCCAGUCCAUCAACCGCAUUUGGUCUUGUCACCUUUCUAGGAAAUAUUUUGUCAGGCCACGUUCCAGUGUAACCUGUUGCAUCUGACGGUUGUCAAAAAUAUAAAUUAUUAAGAUCUAUCUUAAUAAUAAUUCUCGUAAAGAAUUAAUACAGCCAAGUGUUUCGAAAAUCUUAUUUGUUUAAACAUUGAAUAUUUAAUAGUUGACCGUUGCAAUAUAAAGGA